Messenger RNA from Knipowitschia caucasica, 1113 nucleotides. NCBI's taxonomy places the organism in Eukaryota, Metazoa, Chordata, Actinopteri, Gobiiformes, Gobiidae. The record is from the annotation of a GenBank genome assembly.
AUGGUGUGUCCGAUGGGUGGGGGGGCAGGACGGCUCUACAGCGCCCUCAACAGACCACAGGCCCUGCCAGAGCCGGCGCCAGAGUCAGCCCUGGACCCGGCCUUCUGUACGGAGCACAAGGAGUCCAUUGUGAGGAGCUCCGACCCAGAAGAGAUGCUGCGACAGUGUGAAGACGCACUACGAGACAGACCUCCCAGGUUCCACAGGAAACUCGUCCACGUUAAUGAAGAUGGAAACAGCUCCUCCGGUGGACACUUCAGGGUGAUGCAGUGGAACAUACUCGCUCAAGCUUUGGGGGAAGGAAUGGACAGUUUUGUACACUGCCCCCUGGAGGCCCUGAGCUGGUCGCAGAGAAAAUACUUGAUCCUGGAGGAGAUCUUGACCCACAGACCUCACGUGCUUUGCCUACAAGAGGUAGACCACUUCUUUGACACCUUUCAGCCGGUCCUGUCCAGCCUGGGCUACCACGGCCACUUCUGCCCCAAGCCCUGGUCGCCCUGUUUAGACGUGGAGGGCAACAACGGACCAGACGGCUGCGCGCUUUUCUACGACCAGGCAGAGUUUGAGCUGCUCGACAGCGUGAACAUCAGACUGUCUGCUAUGAGGAUACCCACCAAUCAGGUUGCUGUGGUGACGAUGCUGCGCAGUCGCAGUAACGGCAGGUGCUUGUGCGUGGCGGCGACACACCUGAAAGCGCGUGCGGGCUGGGAGCGCCUGCGCACGGCUCAGGGCUGCGACCUGCUGCGGCAGCUGCAGGGUCUGGUGAAGCGGCCCGAGCGUGACGUCCCGCUGCUGGUGUGCGGAGACUUCAACGCCGUCCCGUCCGAGGAGGUGUACCGCCGCUUCCGCACCUCCCCACUCUGCCUGGACUCUGCCUACAAGAAGCUGAGCACCGAUGGAGCCACGGAGCCCGCCUACACCACGUGGAAGGUCAGGCCCAGCGGCGAGUGCUGUAGCACGCUGGACUACAUCUGGUACGGCAGUGACUCGCUCAGGGUGGAGGCCGCGCUGCAGAUGCCCACAGAGGAGCAGAUUGGGCCAAACAGGCUCCCGUCCUUCAACUACCCAUCAGACCACCUGUCUCUGGUGUGCGACUUUAGCUUCAGGGACUGA